Molecule: messenger RNA, 1886 nt
Organism: Hemibagrus wyckioides
Lineage: Eukaryota; Metazoa; Chordata; Actinopteri; Siluriformes; Bagridae
Gene: efnb2b
Product: ephrin-B2b
Exons: 5
Coding region: 391-1350 (319 amino acids)
Biological process (GO): axon guidance; blood vessel morphogenesis; ephrin receptor signaling pathway
Cellular component (GO): plasma membrane
Molecular function (GO): ephrin receptor binding
Source: RefSeq, a predicted model, not a curated record
AGCACACAGUUAAAAGCUUUAACGCACCGGCGGCAGUGUGAACUGCGAGUACAUCAGUGUGUCCUGCCAAGAAACAAAUAUUUACAACAUCUGAGUUAUAGUGGCCUUUUUUCCUGGACCAUGUCAGCGAAAUUUCCUGAUUUUUAACGCGUCAGACGAUCCUCUGAAAACGAAUUCAGACCUGGAUUAUUUACAGAGUUCUUUCUAAAGAGGGAACAAACUGGAUCAAGAAGGAAAGUCGGAACCUGGCGGAAUUUGGCAUUUGUUUUGAUUUUUGUGCUAUAUCAAAUACAUGAAAUAAUCCGACUCCUCAUUUGGAGAUUAUUAUUAUUUAUUGACUUGUCAGGCUAAUAAUCCCGGGAUUGACUUGUAAUCCCAUUUCACACCGUCAUGCAUCUGAUGUGGAAAACUCUGCUCGCGCUGUUUCUCAUCGUGUGUCGACUGAAACUCUCCGUGUCCACGAUUUUGGAGUCAAUUUACUGGAACACGUCAAACACAAAGUUUGUACCAGGCAAAGGCAUCACCUUGUACCCUCAGAUCGGUGACAAAAUGGACAUUGUGUGUCCCCGUCUCAGACCAGGCCAGAGCACAAGCACCCGUAUCGAAUAUUUCCGUGUGUACCUGGUCACACAGGAACAGCUUGAGAGCUGCAGGGUGGCGAAAGGCAAUGUGGCACUGCUGAACUGUGACAAGCCAGACCAAGAUGUCAAGUUCACCUUCAAGUUUCAGGAGUUCAGUCCCAACCUGUGGGGCCUUGAGUUCCUCAAAGGCAAAGACUACCAUGUCAUCUCUACGUCGAACAGCACGUUAGAAGGCCUGGACAACAUGGAGGGUGGCGUGUGCAAAACCAAGUCCAUGAAGCUGGUGCUCCGAGUGGGACAAAGUCCUAGUGAUGCAGGCUCAGGGAAAGAACAACCCAAACACUCCGACAGCGACCACCAGAGCACCUCCAGCAAAGACAACGAUGUGCUCAGCAAAGUCGAACAAGACAGGAACAGUGGUGAGUCUGUGGGCGUGUCAGGCUCUGAGGUGGCCCUGUUCACUGGCGUGGCCUCAGGAGCCUUCGUCUUGGUGGUUCUCAUCAUCGUGGUGCUGGUGGUGCUUGCACGCCGCCGCCGCCGUCGCAAGCACUCGGCUCAGUGUUCGGCCCCGCUGGCACUGCACCCCAUCCCCAAGCGCAACAACAACAACAACGGCUCGGAGCGCAGCGACAUCAUCUUCCCUCUGCGAGCCUCCGACAGCUACUACUGCCCCCACUAUGAGAAGGUGAGCGGGGAUUAUGGCCACCCAGUCUACAUCGUCCAGGAAAUGGAGCCCCAGAACCCGGCGAAUGUUUACUACAAAGUCUGAACUAAUCAGAACAUUUGAGCCUCGUCCAAGACUGAAAAGAAGUUCUCAAUCGAGAGCUUGAUUGCUCAGAAUAAAUGAAUCAGAGAUAAAUGACUCUUGGAAUGAAGCCACCAACUGUCCAGGAGCCCCGAAAGCCCCGGAUCGGUCCGAAUCACCGUCUGGGUUGGGGAAUUACCGCUUCUAAAACAUGGACGCCGUGUGAUUUGUAUCAGUCAGGGACCAAAAGCUUUGAGGCCGUAAGUGUCGACUGAGAGCUUGUGCUCAAGUUUCAGGCUGGCUGUAGAAAAGAAACAUGCUCCUGGCUCACGCUAGUGAAUCAGAGACGAAUGACUCUUGGAACGAAGCGAGGACUUUCUCUCGGCUCUCCAGUCAACGCUUUAAUUCAUUAUGGCAGACUGAGGUGCUACAGUAUCGAUUCAUGACGGCGUUUCGCUCAGGGGAGGAAAACGGAGCCAAACCCGCACAGACCUAUAGAAAAAAACUCCACAGAUUUACAUCCUGGAAAAAAAAAACAGAGUCAGGGAAAAAACUUUCAA